AUGAGAACUACAGCCAUAAUCAAGCUGAGGAGAACAAACAUCUCAGGAGGCAGUUUGGCAUUUGUAGGAAUCACCCCUGUCCCAUUCGUGCCAUAUGAUGAUGAGGGUAAUGCUGAUGGUGAUGACGAUGAGGUGGUGUCGGAUGCUGAUCGACCUUAUCCUCCAAAUGUAAAAACGGUCGAUGAAACUCGGUAUCAGGAGAUGGAGUUGGGAGUUGCGAAUGAUCCAGGAGGAAGAGUAGGGCUUUCUGUGGUGGACUUAGGAGGAUUCUUGGGCUUUCCAGCACUGGAGAAGGGGUCUAAUAAGGUAGAAAAGCCAUUAUCAUAUGCUACUGUGGCGAAACCCCGUCUACCUGAGAUUGACAGUCUACCAUCGCCGGUUAGGGAUGGGAAUCUGACGAGGAUUAAAAUUCCUCAGGCGGCUUAUGUGGAGCAGUUGGACAAGAUGCAACACUCUCUGUUGGGGAGGGUUAAUUUCAGGUUCACAACAAUGGAUAGGCUUCACGAGGCAACGCAACGUUGGCCACUGAAGGAAGGGGUCUCCCUGAGAUCCAUUGGCAAAGGUUUUGUGAUUUUUACUUUCUCCAAUGCAGAUGACAUGACUGUCAUAUGGAGAAGAUGUCCCAUCCGUGUUGAUAAUCAACUCUUGCGAUUCCAGUUGUGGCGUAAAGAGUUUAGGGUUCAAGAACAGGCUAUUACACACAGGCUGACUUGGAUUCGAUUCCCGAAUCUACCUCAAGAGUACUGGCAUGAAGCAAUACUACUAUCCAUUGCCGAAGCAGUGGGACGUCCAAUUGCCAUUGAUAGGCGUACUAAGCAUUCUCAUUACGGGCAUUAUGCAAGGGUAUGCGUUGACAUUGAUUAA
Messenger RNA from Telopea speciosissima, 864 nucleotides. RefSeq lists its product as uncharacterized. The transcript is spliced from 2 exons. Bases 1 to 864 code for a protein of 287 amino acids. Lineage: Eukaryota; Viridiplantae; Streptophyta; Magnoliopsida; Proteales; Proteaceae. The record is from RefSeq and is a predicted model, not a curated record.